Molecule: messenger RNA, 826 nt
Organism: Melanotaenia boesemani (Boeseman's rainbowfish)
Lineage: Eukaryota; Metazoa; Chordata; Actinopteri; Atheriniformes; Melanotaeniidae
Gene: rnf182
Product: ring finger protein 182
Exons: 2
Coding region: 20-826 (268 amino acids)
Source: RefSeq, a predicted model, not a curated record
AAAGUUUAAUGUCAGGACGAUGUUUGGGCUGCAAAGCUCUGAAGAUGGGAGUGAUGGAUGUGGCUACUUGGAUUUACUGAGCACUGAAGAGCUGGAGUGUAAGAUCUGCUACUUUGCAUACAACUUAUGCAGUCGUCGGCCCAAGAUGCUGGAGUGCUGCCACCGCGUAUGCUCCAAAUGCCUCAUUAAGAUCUUAGACCUGGGUGAGUCGCCUCCCAACGCCUUAGUGUGUCCUUUCUGUCGCUAUGUGACCAGACUACCAGGAGAGGCAGUAAACAGCCUGCCAGAUGACUGUAACCUGGUAGCAACGUUGGCUCUCCAAAGUAGGAAUCAGAGGAACCUUCACUUCCACCAGGAUGCGACAACAGAGCUGCUACUUAGCCCACGCCGCCUGAGUUCCCUGAUGGGUGGAAACUCACCUUUGAUGUCCCCUUCCUCCAUCUCCCCUAAUUUUGUAGUCAUCACGAUCAUGGAGCCUCCACCGGCAUCUACAUCCACCCAAGACCUUCAUCACCAGCAUGGUUCUCACACAUCAAACCAGGGCUACCGCUCAUCUAGUCUGGACUCUAUUGCGUCCAUCACACAGAGGUGGACUGUCUGGAACUGUGCAGCCCUCCUGUGUCAGACUUCAGCCCGGGCACUAGUGUGGGUGCUGGGGCUCCUGUACUUCAGCUCUCUGCCGAUGGGGGUUUACCUGCUCAUCAUGCAGAGGACAACGGUCGGGGUGCUGCUAGUGAGUUUGGUCCCCGCCAGCCUCAUCAUGAUCAUGAUCUAUGGCUUCUGCCAAUGUAUCUGCCAUGAGUUCUGGGACUGCAUGCCACCAUAA